CUCCUGGAAGCGCAUGACCCCGCCACGAAUCUUCUCACAUAUAGCAUAGCUCGCCAAUACUGGGAAAAGAGGAGACACAACUUACAUAAGCAACUCGCUACCAAUCAGAUUUUGUUUGGUGUCUUUUUCCACUGCAAAACUAGGCCUAUAUUUGACUCAACUGAACUUUCACAUCACUCUGUAGGCGCACGGUGACCGUGGUGCGUAAAAGGACAUUUCAAGCGCGUUUUGCUUCAUCGCAGGCUACGGUCUCUUUAUUUGAACACGCACCAGGCAGUUGGAAUGAUAUGACCAUUGGCCAUGUCUAUUUAGCAAAUUUAGACUAUUUUGUUUGUUGACAAAGUCUGAGAACAACGAAAUAUGUUCCCUCUGCCUAUGUUCACCCCGGAGCAAGUGGCUCGGGUGUGCGAGAACCUCGAGGAGACCGGCGACAUCGAGCGCCUUGGGCGGUUCUUAUGGUCCCUGCCUGCCGCUGUCCCUGGCUCCGCGGGGGAGGCGCUCAACCGCCACGAGUCAGUGAUGCGCGCCAGGGCGCUGGUUGCCUUCCACGGAGGAAACUUCGAGGCGCUUUACCAGAUCCUCCAGAGCCACCGCUUUACGCGCGAGUCUCACGCCAAGCUCCAAGAUCUGUGGCUGGAUGCGCACUACCGCGAGGCGGAGCGGCUCCGGGGCCGUGCCCUGGGACCCGUGGAGAAGUACCGCAUCCGCAAGAAGUUCCCCCUGCCUCGCACCAUCUGGGACGGCGAACAGAAGACGCACUGCUUUAAGGUGAGACACCAAGCUGAGAGAACUCGCAGCCUGCUCAGAGAGUGGUACCUCCAGGACCCGUACCCAAACCCAUCCAGGAAACGGCACCUGGCCCAGGCCACGGGACUCACGCCCACACAGGUCGGCAACUGGUUCAAGAACCGACGCCAGAGAGACAGGGCUGCAUCGGCAAAGAACAUACUGCAGCAGGACCCCACCCACCUGCCUUCCGGAAGCUCCCCUGAGGGUCCUGCCCAGGAGCAUCACGCCCACCACCCCCGCCUGCUGGCCGCCUCCCCGCGUCACCCGGGCAGCCCAGAGGCCAGCGACUGCAGCACGAGCACCGACCGCCGGGGCACUGGCACCUCCACCCCAGACAACUCCGUUAGCAGCGACAGCGAGUUCGAAUCCUGAGGGUCGGGUCACUGACCACAGCAAGAGAGAGGCUCUCAUUGGUUAAAUCCUGAAGAGAGAGGCUGUGAUCAGUUCUCAGCCAGGAAGGCCUGACCCCACAGAUAUAUAGAGACAAUAGACACUGUAGAACUACUAUGUCUGUAGCUUGAGAUUGGACACUUGGACAGGAAGUUCUCUAUGAGAGACUUGAUAUGGACACUUGAUGUGGUUGCUAGUGGACGAAUGGGGAGGGGUGGGGGAUUGGGGA
Salvelinus fontinalis (brook trout) is the source of this 1408-nucleotide messenger RNA. RefSeq names its product homeobox protein SIX6-like. Gene Ontology annotation, molecular function: DNA-binding transcription factor activity, RNA polymerase II-specific; RNA polymerase II cis-regulatory region sequence-specific DNA binding. The record is from RefSeq and is a predicted model, not a curated record. Gene Ontology annotation, cellular component: transcription regulator complex; nucleus. Lineage: Eukaryota; Metazoa; Chordata; Actinopteri; Salmoniformes; Salmonidae. Gene Ontology annotation, biological process: eye development; regulation of transcription by RNA polymerase II. The transcript is spliced from 3 exons. Bases 361 to 1161 code for a protein of 266 amino acids.